Messenger RNA from Tetrahymena thermophila SB210, 2400 nucleotides. RefSeq names its product protein kinase. The record is from RefSeq and is a predicted model, not a curated record. Gene Ontology annotation, cellular component: cytoplasm; autophagosome. Gene Ontology annotation, biological process: autophagosome organization; peptidyl-serine phosphorylation; autophagy. Gene Ontology annotation, molecular function: ATP binding; protein serine/threonine kinase activity. The transcript has a single exon. NCBI's taxonomy places the organism in Eukaryota, Ciliophora, Oligohymenophorea, Hymenostomatida, Tetrahymenidae.
AUGAGUGCAAUUCAAAAAUCUAAAUUAAAUUAACCAAAACUUAUAAUUUAAGCCAGUGGAUACAACUUUCCUGAAAAGAAUAAGCCUGCCAUUGUCCUUCCUAAGCUUUAAGAUAGUGAUUAAAAGGUAGCCAGAAACCCAAGAAGUCUUUCACCAAUGUUAGAGCAUCGGAGAAUAAAAACUUCGCAAGAUAGUUUAUUAAAAACUUCUCUUUAGUUAUUUUCAUAAAAUAUGAAUAGUAGCAAAGGCUAGUUUAACAAUAGCGGAUUUGAAUAAUUUCCUAAUAAAAGAUUUAAACAUUCUAUGAAGAGUGCCUAGCUUAAUAGGAACCUUUAAAGUGGGUCAAAGUAAAGAAAGUUAAGUGAAUACAAUUCUCAAUAGAUUCCAAAAUUAAAUUUUUUAAAUAGCAAUUUCAUAAAUAUGCCCAACUAGGCUCUUUCUCAAAGAUAGGAUAGGAUACCAGUUCUGACACCACUAUAAUACCAAUAGCUUCAAUAAAAUUAAAAUACAUAAAUUUCACCAACAUCUUCUUAUCAAUUGUUAUCUGUGAGACCAUCAUCUAAAUAGAAUAUGAAUUUGAAUAACUCUUCAACAAAGAAUAUUAAUUUUAGCACAAGCGCAUCACAAUAUUAUUUAUAAGAUAAUGAACAACUAAGCGAAUUAUCAUAGAUUUAACUUAUGCAAUUUUCUUCUUUGUCUUCGGGAAAUCCAGAAACUCCAGAAUUAAAUAAAAAGAUUUCUUCAAAAAAUAUAAUGACAGCAAGAUAACUUUAACCAAUAUUUGAAGAAAAAGAUAAUUUACCUCAAGACAAUAUUGCCAAAAAAACGAGCUAUAUUUCAGAAAACAUUAUAUUAAAUAAUAUUGCUUCAUCCCCAUUUUAACCUAAAAUAAAGGUCCCGUUUUCUACUCAGACUUAAUCUCAAUCAUAAUAAUAACCUCCAAAUUAGAAUUAUUUCUUUUAAAACUAAAAUAGAAAAUUUUUGUUAAGAACUGGGUCAAAAAAGACUAAGAGUAGUAUCGAUCCUAUGGUUUAAUAAGAUAAGAGUGAAAACAAUGAUUCUAAAUUACUACAGAACUAUACAAAUUUAAUAAUUGAAAAGGAAAUACAAUAAGACAGUUAUAUCAAGAACAUUUAAAGAUUUAAAGAGGAUAUUUAGUAGCUUAGGCAAGAAAAAUAAGAUCUUUUAAAUAAAAUAAAAAGAAUGGAAUAAGAAAAAAUGAAUUAAAACCCUUUUGUAGAUAAAUAAGAACUAUAAGGUAUUCUUAUUCAAAAUAUUAACUUAUAGUAUGAUGAAUUAUACAUGUAAUUUGACGCUUUGUGUGAAAGAUUGAUGAAGAAUUCAAGAGCCAACUCUUUUGAAAGCUAAGUUGAAGAAAUAGAAAAUCAAUUCAAAAAUAUGAAGCAACAUAUUGAAAGUAUUAGAGAAUCUACCACUUACAAUAACAGCUAAAAGGGAAUUUAAUAUCAGCUGUAACCACCGAUUAGAUUUUAUCCUCCUCACUUAAUUAAAUUUGACCAUUCUCAACGGUUGGGAAAAGGAGGAUUUUGUGCUGUUUUUAAGUCGAAAGUUGGUGAAAAAGAGAUGGCAUAAAAGGUAUUCGAAUAUGAUUUAGAUGAGUGUUCUUCAAUAAUGGCAGAAACUCUAGAAGGUAUUUUUAACGAAAUUAAAAUUUUGCUUAAAGUCAACACUUUUAGUAACUAAUAAUUUAUUCGUUUGUUUGGUAUCUCAUUUGAUAUUCGUCGUAAUGAAAUGUCAGGAAGAGACCAAUUUAUAUUUGCAAUAUUUAUGGAAUUAAUAGGAACUUACGAUAAAAAUAGAUUUAUAACAUGUGACUUAAAAAAAUUCAUAAAUUCAACAAGAACAAAACCUAAUUACAUAAAAAAAUGUAUUGAGUUAUCAUUAUAAAUUGCUGAAGGCAUAGAAACAUUAUACAAUAAUAAUAUUAUCCAUUCAGAUUUGAAGCCUUAAAAUAUAUUGUUAGACUCAAAUUAAAACAUUAAAAUUAUUGAUUUUGGUACUUCUAAGUUUAACAACAAACCAUACACGCAUGAUACAAAUAUACUUGGUUUUACACCUCGAUAUUGCCCUCUUGAGCACUUUGAUAUGGAAAGAUUAACACCCACUACUGAUGUAUGGAGCUUUGGGUGUCUUCUUUUUGAAAUGAUAACUGGAAAUGAACCAUGGAAGGGUAUUAAAAAUCUAUAAGAUGUAAGAAAAGCGCUUGAGAAUAAGCAAAGCCUAUGGCUUCAUUAUUAAAGCUAAGUAUCAUAGCAAGAAACGCAACAUAUAAAUCCCGAAAUAAUUAAGCUAAUUGAAAAAUGCACUUCUUAUGAAAAUCGUCCUCACCCUUCUUAUGUUACUGAGAAAAUAAACGAAAUACUUCAAUAACAGUUAUGA